AUGGGGCUCAUUGAAAACGAUGCUGGAACGACCAUUACCAACGGGUACGUACCAAGCUACAAGUAUCCCCAGCGCUAUCUGGGACAGGCAAGGCCGAUUCGCAUUGUUAUGGUUGGGGCAGGAGUUACAGGCAUUGCAGCUGUAAAGCUUUACAAGGACGUAUUUCCCCAAAGAGAAGUUGAGUUUGUGAUUUAUGAGAAGAACGAUGAUAUUACCGGCACAUGGCUCGAAAAUAGAUAUCCGGGAUGUGCCUGCGACGUCCCAGCUCAUGCCUACAGCUAUUCUUGGGAAGGAAAUCCUCGAUGGAGCCGAGUGUACGUUGAAGCUUUGGAGCUGUACGACUACUACAAAGGCCGAGCCGCCAAAUAUGGAAUCCAGGAAUUUGUGAAGCUCAAUCAUCGCGUUGAAUCGACAACAUGGGACAAUGAGGCUGGUAAAUGGGUCGUCAAUAUCACCGACUUGAAAACCGGCGAAAGCUUCAGGGAUGAAGCCGAGCUUUUCAUCAAUGGCGCAGGGUUUCUCAACAACUGGAAAUGGCCGGAAAUUCCUGGACUUCACGACUACAAGGGAAAGUUACUGCAUUCUGCCAGAUGGGAUGAUUCAUAUGAUUUCAAGGAUAAAACCCUGGCCAUCAUUGGAUCUGGAAGUUCAGCAAUUCAGAUUGUGCCUCAGUUGCAGCCAGUGGUCAAACAUAUGACAUCCAUCAAUCGCUCAAAGACCUGGAUUACUCCCGAAUUCGCUGCAGAGUUUGCCCCAGAAGGUCGAGCAGCAUUUUUCUCAGAGAUCCAAAAGGACAACUGGGAGAAAAAUAAAGAUGAAUACCUCAAGUAUCGCAAAUCAGUCGAGUCGACAAUGAACAAUUUCUUCCCCAUGCAGUUUAAAAACUCCGAUUCACAAAAGGCGGCGUACGAAAACUUUCAAAAGACUAUGAAAGAACGUCUCGGCUAUAACGAGGAUUUGAUCAGCAAGCUUGUACCCGAAUUUGAGGUCGGAUGUCGGCGUAUCACCCCUGGCCAUGGCUACCUUGAAGCACUUGCAUCUCACAACGUCACGGUUAGAAACGACAAUAUCGAAAGAGUAACGGCGGAAGGUCUCAAGAUGGCUGAUGGCUCGAUCAUUGCUGUGGAUGCACUUAUCUGUGCCACGGGUUUCGACACAUCCUACCGACCCAAUUUUCCGGUAAUUGGCUUCAACGGAGAUCUUCGAGACAUCUGGAAAGACGAGCCUAAGGCCUAUUUCUCGCUUGCUGCUGCGGGAAUUCCUAAUUACUUCAUCAUGAGCGGUCCCAACUUCCCCCUUGCAAAUGGUUGCCUGAUUCCAUGCCUCGAGACAAACAUCAAAUUCGCCUUUGCAGCGGCCAAAAAGAUACAAUACGAUGGCAUUAAAUGGUUGUCGCCAAAGCAAGACGCCGUCGACGACUACCAGGAGUACAAGGAUAGCAUUAUGGAGGACCUUGUUUGGACGGGAUCGUGUGCUUCUUGGUACAAGAAUGGAAAACGCGACGGCAAGGUUUGGGGACCGUACUCUGGUUCUUCGCUACACUAUCUUGAAUUGAUGUCUACGCCACGAUGGGAGGACUUUGACAUUGAAUAUCUAGCGCGAAACAGAUACGACUUCCUUGGAAACGGAAGAACGAGGCGGGAACUUGAAGGGGGAGAUCUUGCUUACUACGUACAAGAACCUGGGGCCGGAUUAAGUCAGGAGAGCUCCUAG
Messenger RNA from Cladophialophora psammophila CBS 110553, 1713 nucleotides. RefSeq lists its product as uncharacterized. The transcript has 8 exons. The coding region runs from base 1 to 1713 and encodes 570 amino acids. The record is from RefSeq and is a predicted model, not a curated record. NCBI's taxonomy places the organism in Eukaryota, Fungi, Ascomycota, Eurotiomycetes, Chaetothyriales, Herpotrichiellaceae. Gene Ontology annotation, molecular function: flavin adenine dinucleotide binding; NADP binding; N,N-dimethylaniline monooxygenase activity.